This is a messenger RNA of Durusdinium trenchii, 2598 nucleotides long. The record is from the annotation of a GenBank genome assembly. NCBI's taxonomy places the organism in Eukaryota, Dinophyceae, Suessiales, Symbiodiniaceae.
AUGGCGCCCAAACCAGAGGAACAGGAAGCCAAGGAAGAAACCAAGGUGGAGGAGCCUGCUGAGAAGCCAGCAGAGGGAGAGGCUGCAGAAGAAGAAAAAAAGCCUGAAGAGGAAAAAGAGGAGGAGAAGCCCAAAGAGGAAGAACCAGAAGAGCCCAAGGAGAUAGAAGAAGAAGAUGCAAAGCCUUUGGCUGGACCCAAGGUGAAGGGCUGCUCCUUGAACUUCGAGGAUGCCACACUCAACGUCAUGCCAACGGCCGGUGGUCGCUUACUGAGGACGCUUUGUGAAGGAGGCAUGCAAUUUCUUCUUGCUGCCUGUCGAUCCAACACUGGCGUGAAGUCUGGCCGCUACAUGUUCGAAACCCGCAUCGUCGAAGAGCUUCCCACCACCGAGAAUCAUGGUGCCCGAGUUCCACAGCCCAAGCAGCUGCUUCGGGUGGGAUUCACCCUUGAGGGGUCUUCGCUCUUCUUGGCAGACGGCACAGACAAUGUUGCUUUUGACUCAGAGGGCUUCUUCACUGUUGGCAAGGUCCGUAGCAGGUCUGGAGCAAAGUUCUGGCGCAACCAGACAGUGGCUGUGCUUCUGAACUUGGAGGAUGGCCCCAACAAGAACACCGUGAGCUUGUUCGUGGAAGGGGUUCGAAAGUCGAAGCCCAUGCCGCUUCCUGAGAGUUUGUGUGGCAAAGUCUUGUAUCCAACCAUCACCUACCGGAACAUCUCCUUGGAAGUGAAUUUGGGACCAGCUUGCAGGAAGCCACUCCCCUUCACCUGCCACAUGGUGGCGGGUGCUGCUGCAAGUGAUGUGGUGGUGUCUGCUAGCAAGACCAAGGGGAAGAAGGAGUGCGUUUUUCCAAUUGGCCUUCCAGAUCAAGGCUAUUUUGAUUGGGUGGAUCAAUUCUUGGAGAAGAACCCAGGCUAUGUGGAAUUGAGCGACCGGAAGAUGAUUGAAUGGGCCUGGAAGAGCGGUCUUGGACGGCCUAGAAAAGGAGGCUCCAACGACAAGCCCGACCUGACAUUCAGCAAUCCAAUGCUCGAUGAUGGUAGCAUCAAGAAGGUGGUCUCCAAUGUGUCUCCCUGCUUGGAGAGGAACUACGUGAUCCCCGAGUUGAGAGCCAACUUGGUGCCUGCCGACCGUGCGACCUCUUUGCAAAAGUACAUCGCUCAGGAUUAUAAGCGCAAGGCCAUCGUGAUCAUGGGCGAGCCCACGAAGGAGUACAAGGAGAAGAUCCAAUCCAUGAUUCUUCAGGAAAAGACUGCAAAGGCUGAGGCUGAGAAGAAGCGCAAGGCACAAGAGGAAGAGCGGAAACGGCUCUUGGAGCUUCGGGCCAAGAAGGCUCAGGAGGCCAAAAAUGCCAAGAAGGCCAAGGAUGCUAAGGAUGAGGAAGAGACCAAGGAGGAGGAAGUCACGGAAGACGUCAAGAUGGACGAGCCCGUGGUGGUGGAGCUGACAGAAGAAGAGAAAGCCAUGAAGUACAGGAAGACUGACCUCCCGGACAUGGCCGAAUCGGACUUGUCCAAGAGCUACACCAGCUUUUCUCUGCCGAGCAAGGAGGAAGGCUUCGAGGAAGUUCUCUACGAGUGGCAGAAGGAGGCCGACUGCAGCAGCCUCCUGAAGUCUUGGAUCCUCCAGCUGAAGCUCACUCAGCGUGCUGAGGACCUGCAGCCUGGUGCUGCCUUCAAGGAAUCUUGGCAGAAGUGGCAGAAGACUCUGCAGGAGUGGCGCCGAGCUCAGCAAGACUACAAGGAUCCCACCAAGAGGAAGGCUGCAGCCGCCAAGAAAGCGGAAGCAGAAAAGAAGAAGCUGGAGGAAGAAAAGAAAAAACUCAUGGAAGCCGGAGAUGAAGAUGGAGUCAAGGCCUUGGAGGAGAGCGCCAAAGAGAAGGCAGCUCCCAUGGAGAUUGAUUUUGAGGACCUAGACGUCAUGGGUGUCUCCGACAUCCUGGAUCUGGGCAACGGCAUGCCACUCUUUGACAAGUUCGCCUACGAAGACUGGACCCUUCUCUCCACUCGUUAUGAGCUCCACCUUCUCCUUCAUUCCUUCAAGAAGGACUUGAACGACCCCGACAGGCCAAGUUUUGGAGAGAAGCACUUGGGAUUCUACUACACGAAGUACUUCAAGAAGGCCUGGAACUUUUCCCAGUUUGGCCUUGAGAAGUUCGAGGAUCUCAUGGAUGUGAUUCGGGACAGCGUGAGCAUCGACCAGCAAUUCCUUAAGGCUGAGAAACCAGAGGACACUCCUUUGGAAGAUUUCGUCAAGUUCACCGAGGAGCAUCGACGGGAACGCGAGAGACGUGUGGACGCCGGUGAUGAGACCGCCAAGCUGAAAUUCACUAGGCCCGUGGCGCGGCAGGCUGACAAAGGCGCCAAAGGUGGCUCGAAAGGAGCUCCGGCGCCUGCCACUGGCGGCCGGUCGAACUACGGCAGCUACGGCGGCGGCAACUACGGUGGUGGGGGCGGCUAUGGCGGAGGCGGCUACACCUCGCAAAAGCGGACCUAUCCUUCUCAGUCCUCCUACCCUCCUGCCAAGCAGCCGAAGACCUCCUACGGCUCCUAUGGCAACGGCGCUCGUGGAGGAGGUGGUGCAUACUACCGAAAGUGA